GCGCGGAGGGGCGGGGUCGGCCCUCAGUGGCCAGCUGGGAGCCGGGGAAGCGGAGCUUGCGCAGAAGCCCCUCUGGGUGUGGGAUGCAGUUGCUGCCCCAGAGCCAUGGCGGAGGGCCAGGGCCGGAAAUGGGACCCAGUUCCCAAGCCUUCGGUGCUGUUCCUGCACCCAGACCUGGGUGUGGGCGGCGCCGAGCGGCUGGUACUGGACGCGGCGCUGGCGCUGCAGGCGCGCGGGUGUAGCGUGAAGAUCUGGACAGCGCACUACGAUCCGGGCCACUGCUUCGCCGAGAGCCGCGAGCUGCCGGUGCGAUGCGCGGGGGACUGGCUGCCGCGCGGCCUGGGUUGGGGCGGCCGCGGCGCCGCCGUCUGCUCCUACGUGCGCAUGGUCUUCCUGGCGCUCUACGUGCUGUUCCUCGCCGACGAGGAGUUCGAUGUGGUCGUGUGCGACCAGGUGUCCGCUUGUAUCCCAGUGUUCAGGCUGGCUAGACGGCGGAAGAAGAUCCUGUUUUACUGUCACUUCCCAGAUCUGCUUCUCACCAAGAGAGAUUCUUUUCUUAAACAGCUGUACAGGGCCCCGGUUGACUGGAUAGAGGAAUACACCACAGGCAUGGCCGACUGCGUCUUAGUCAACAGCCAGUUCACAGCUGCUGUUUUUAAGGAAACAUUCAAGUCCCUGUCUCAUGUAGACCCUGAUGUCCUCUAUCCAUCUCUAAAUGUCACCAGCUUUGACUCAGUUGUUCCUGAAAAGCUUGAUGACCUAGUCCCCAAGGGGAAAAAAUUCCUGCUGCUCUCUAUCAACAGAUACGAAAGGAAGAAAAAUCUGACUUUGGCACUGGAAGCCCUGGUACAGCUGCGUGGAAGAUUGACGUCUCAAGAUUGGGAGCAGGUUCAUCUGAUCGUGGCAGGUGGUUAUGAUAAGAGAGUCCAGGAGAAUGUGGAACAUUAUCAGGAAUUGAAGAAAAUGGUCCAGCAGUCUGACCUUGGCCAGUAUGUGACCUUCUUGAGGUCUUUCUCAGACAAACAGAAAAUCUCCCUCCUCCACUACUGCACGUGUGUGCUUUACACACCAAGCAAUGAGCACUUCGGCAUUGUCCCUCUGGAAGCCAUGUACAUGCAGUGCCCGGUCAUUGCUGUUAAUUCUGGUGGACCCUUGGAGUCCAUUGUCCACAGCGUCACAGGGUUUCUGUGUGAGCCUGACCCGGUACACUUCUCAGAAGCAAUAGAAAAGUUCAUCCGUGAACCUUCCUUAAAAGCCACCAUGGGCCUGGCUGGAAGAGCCAGGGUGAAGGAAAAAUUUUCCCCUGAAGCAUUUACAGAACAGCUCUACCAAUAUGUCACCAAAUUGCUGGUAUAAUCAGAUUCUUUUUAAGAUCUUUAUGCUACAUUCAUUAAUGUCAUUUUUAUGUAUUGUAGACCCAGUUUUGAAAUCUAAAAACGAGAAUCUAAUGCAGAAGAGUUUUUUUAAAAAAUAAACGAGUCUUGAAUCAGAGCCACUUUCCUAUAUACCACACCUCGCCGUCCACUUUUCAGAAAAACAAUGUCUUUUAUGCUAUAAUCAUUCCAAAUUUUGCCAGUGUUAAGUUACAGAUGUGGUAUAAUUCCAUGUUCAGCAGAGUAUUUUAAUUAUGUUUUCUCUGGAUUAUUGCUCAUCUGUCUGUAAAUUUUGAAUGAUGCUGUGCCUUACUUGGUUUUGAUAGUUUAAGUGUAUAUCAUUAUGAAAGUUGAUUAACUUGGGUUCAUAGUAUAAUGAGAGCAGGGCUACUCUAGCUCCCAGAAUCAAUCCACCAAAGUAUUCACUGUCCUCUGUUAGGGAACUCUUGUUAGUCAUGUCUUUGCCUGGAUCCAUAGCAAAAGUGCUGUGUAUUUUAUUUUUGAUAAUUUGUAUUUUUGCACACUGAAAUAUAAUAAAAGGUGUUUAUC
This is a messenger RNA of Saimiri boliviensis boliviensis (Bolivian squirrel monkey), 1922 nucleotides long. It is a transcript of the gene ALG2, whose product is annotated as ALG2 alpha-1,3/1,6-mannosyltransferase. Gene Ontology annotation, biological process: dolichol-linked oligosaccharide biosynthetic process. Gene Ontology annotation, molecular function: GDP-Man:Man(1)GlcNAc(2)-PP-Dol alpha-1,3-mannosyltransferase activity. The record is from RefSeq and is a predicted model, not a curated record. NCBI's taxonomy places the organism in Eukaryota, Metazoa, Chordata, Mammalia, Primates, Cebidae. Gene Ontology annotation, cellular component: endomembrane system.